GGUCUGCCGCCCGCCCACAUACACAAACACGGAUUCGGGCAAGGCGACCUAUUCAGUACAAUGAUCGAACGCAUUGAAGUUCUCCCUUGAAAACAACAAAAAAAACCCGUCUCUUUUUUAAAAAAUAAAAAGCCCGCGUUAAAUAAACGGUGAAGUGGGGGGACCCGCCGGAUUUACGGGACGGCGCUCGCGCGGGCACACGCAUCAAAUCAAAUCCCCUCGGGCACGCACCCGGGAGAGUUUUUUGUUUUGUUUGUUUUCUCCCCACCUUUCUUUUCUGUGCGUUCCCGGAGCGGGGCUUUUGAGCAUGGUUUCGCACGGUCUUGCGAUGAACUUCAGCCCGUGAGAGGCGGAGAGACGGACGGACGGACGGAGGGCAGGAAGGCGCGGCCCGUGCUGUCGCGGCGUUUAAAAUGGCGGUGGUCAUCCCCCAGCCGCGCUGAGGAGGCUUCAAACACCUCCCCUCCUCCCCUUCCCGCUCCCGCGUUCUUCUUGAUCCUUGAGGUUGCUGAAAAGUGCCUUUUCUGAAGAUUCUGCUGCUUGGAUUUCUGUCUCUGGCUUUUUUUUUCUUUUUGGCUUUGCUUAAAGCAGCUCUUGGAGACGACAAAUCAUCUCAUCUAUCCUUUUUCGUUUCGCCGAACGCCUAUUUUAUUUUUCUCCUGGUUUUUUUCACGUCUAACAGCAAGUAUUUUACCCCACUUUUUUUUUUCUCUUCACUCCAUCUUCAUCUUCCGUCGUCUCACGAUCAGUUAAUGCGCGGUCUUGGGAAUAGGAGAAAGACAGAGAUCUUCACCUCCUUCUCCCCAAGAGAAGUGAAGCUUAACUAUAAAGCGAAGCACCGACAGCAACAUAUGCUACGAGAGAAUUAAUCAAAACCAUUUACUGGAGAGCACGGAAUUCCAUUGACAGGCUGCUGUUACCUUCAAAUAACUUCUUCACUUGGCACAAAAAGUGAUAUUUUUCUGCCAACGCACAUCUAAAGGGGCUAACCUGUUAAUCGAUGCCCACCCAUUUGUGUGAUGAAUUAUUUUUAAUUUAAGAUUUGGCUCUUUGACUGAUGUCAUGUUUCUGCACAACGAUCUGACUAACUGAAAACCUAAGUGCUGAGAAGAAAAAAAGUAUAUUUUUUAACCAAAGGAACGACUUUAUUUGUUAAGUUAUAAUUUUAACUUACUUUUAUACACUUUUUUCUAAAACUAUUACUGUUGUGGGGGUGGGACAGAGAAAAAAAAUAAAGUGAGGGGGAUUUCGUUACCCACAUAUCCUUUCAGUUUCCUAAUAUGGCUGUGAAUGUUUCAAUGAUCCGUGACACAAAAUGGCUGACGUUGGAAGUGUGUCGAGAAUUCCAGAGAGGGACUUGUUCCCGGUCCGACGCGGAAUGCAAGUUUGCCCAUCCUUCACGAAGUUGCCAUGUUGAAAACGGUCGUGUCAUUGCCUGCUUCGAUUCACUGAAGGGGCGUUGCACUCGGGAAAACUGCAAAUAUCUCCAUCCGCCCCCACACUUGAAAACACAGCUGGAAAUCAAUGGACGGAACAACCUGAUCCAGCAGAAGACUGCUGCAGCCAUGCUUGCACAACAAAUGCAGUUCAUGCUGCCAGGCACGCAGCUGCAGCCAAUGACUACAUUUCCUGUAACUCCAUCUUUAGCAACAAAUCAUACAAUGGGUCUUAAUCCCUAUCUGAGUCAUAUGACCCAUGGGAUGGGACUGGUUCCGACAGAACUCCUACCAAACACACCAGUCCUGGUGUCAGGGAAUCCCACAGUUACAGUCCAAGGAAACACAGCUUCACAGAAACUAAUGCGGACAGAUAAGUUGGAGGUUUGCAGGGAGUUUCAGCGUGGAAAUUGCACUCGGGGUGAAAACGAUUGCCGCUAUGCACACCCACUUGAAAUGGCAAUGAUUGAUUCAAAUGAAAACACGGUCACAGUUUGCAUGGAUUAUAUCAAGGGCCGCUGCUCACGGGAAAAGUGCAAGUAUUUUCACCCACCCGCACAUCUGCAAGCCAAAAUAAAGGCCGCUCAGCACCAGGUGAAUCAGACUGCAGCCGCUGCCAUGACUCAGCCAGCUGUCAGAUCAAUGAAGCGAUCCCUCGAGGCAACCUUUGACCUGGCCCUCCAGCCUGGUGCCCUCCAACCUUUACCAAAGAGGCCAGCACUUGAAAAAACCAAUGGUGCCACCACAGUGUUUAACCCCAGUGUUUUCCACUACCAACAGGCUCUAGCUAAUAUGCAGCUGCAACAGCCAACAUUCAUCCCAACAGGCUCAGUGUUGUGCAUGACUCCCACUGCAAGUGUUGUACCCAUGAUGCACGGCGCUACGCCCACCACUGUGUCCGCAACAACACCUGCUACGAACGCUCCCUUCGCAGCAACAGCAACAGCCAAUCAGAUGCCCAUUUUAUCAAUAGAUGAACUCAGUAGCAGCAUGUUUGUUACACAGAUGUAGACGUUACGAAUAGAACAGGCAUCAUGUUGAAAUAAUAAACAGCACACUGGUGGAAAACCAGGACAUCUCCUUGGGAAGCUGCACAUGGCCUUUGUGUACAUACUCCCAUCAUCCCCAUGCUACCAUCUCCACAGUAAGCCUACCACAGCCUACAUGCUAACCAAAACCAAAAUGAUGGGAAUGUCAAGAAGAAAAAGAAAAAGCACUAUAAAAACAUCAAGUAAAUUUACAUACUCCUGUUAGACACUACUUGUAUGUAGUAAUUAAAUGAGAUAUACUACUGCUUAUAUCUCAUUGCUGUAAUACAUUUAUAAUCAAUUCAUGGUAAUAGUGUUGAGCAUUUUCAAUGUAAGACUGUUGGUUUAAUGUAUAUUAUCAAAUAGAAUUGUUUAUCUGUCUUGAUUUUUAUGUAAGAGUGUUAUCUUAACUGAAUGUUAAGUUUACAUCAGAAUAAAAAAUAGUUUUGAUUUUAAGGAAAUGUCUUUCGUGGAACAGGUUCCCCAAUAGCCUGCUAUUUGGUCGCCAGUUCUCCAAUUUAGUCCUUAUUACAUACAAAAAAUGAAUGUUAAUGAGAAUCAGGGCAAAAACAAUUGAAAUAGAGAGUGAUGAUGAGCUCCAGUCCUUACUGUGUGUCCAGUUUCCAAUUAUGCCUUGUCUAUGUAACAUCGAAUUUUAUAAAACUUAGAGUAUAUCCAGAUUUAACAGACAUGUUUUGUAUAGCAAUAUUUUCUGUGUAAAUAAUGAUGCAUGCUUUACAACACACACUUACACUUGUGAUAUUAGCUGGUUAUGACCAGGAGCCUCUGGGCAUACAGUACUCAACUAUAUAAACACUUAUAGUAGAAAAUUCAAGAUCUUACAAAAAAGGCUGUAGAAGUAUCACUAUCUGUGUAGCUAUAUGAAAAUUAUAUAAUUAACAGAUAUGUGCUGGAGUCAAUCUGUCACACUGGCACAUUAUUGAUAAUCAUCUCUGAGGAUCUGGAAACAUCUUGAAGAAAAGAUUGAUCUCUUACUGAGAUGCUUUCUAUUGCAAAAAUUUUCGUCCUGUUUUUUCCCUUCUGAACUGUUCUGAUGAAAUAGGCCUGGCUAUUGGGGAAUGGCCUUGCACGUGUUUCUUUGUUCUCCCAUUUCUAUUGCUGGUCAGAACCUCUUCCUUCACACUGUGUUCCAGUGCCUCGGAGAAAGCCAGGUGAGUGUCACUCAGCUUGAAUGAAUGUGGUGUAUUGAGGGUAUUAAAGGGACUCUGAUUCAUUGAAGCUAAAUUAACUGCUUUGUCCUGUUCCCUCUGUGCUUCACAGGCACAGCAUGGGAUGUGCUUUCUGGCCAUGGUAGACACUAUCACAGACCCAGGUAACAUUGAUAGUGGACAACUGAGGUUCCACAUUGUGUUUGAUGGCAUCGGCUGGAAAGAGACAGCUUUUGAUUACAGAGCAAUUUCUAAGUUUAAAAAUAGAAACAUUCUUGCUCUGAUGCAUACUCUAUAUUCAUUUCUUUAAAUUAGUUGGGCUAACUGCCAGAGCAUUUUGAACUUGACCACAGUGCACUUCAGAUCAGUAAGAAUGCAACUGAUCUCAUCCAGUUGAAGAGUUGAUGAAAAGUGAUAUAGUGUGGCAGCUCAUGUUCUCUCCAUUUGAUUCCUUUGCCUGUGAUCUGAAGGCCUGGCUUAAUUUUCUUUUAGUCAGUUACACAAGGCAAUAUUCAAGGCGAUGCCAUUAAAUGCAGCGCACGUUCAGAAUCAUUCCAUUACUCUUGUGUCAAGCUGUGCAACAUUGUUACAAAUGUACACUUGUAGCUUGACUAGCAUAUGGUGAAUACAGAGAGGAGAUAGGUGACCUCUCUGAACAUGAAGAGAUAUGCAACUGGGAAAGUCCAUUAGCUUCAAUGGAACAAUCCUUUGGUACUGGCUCAGUACUUCAAACCAUCACACUUCUAGUCUCCCAACUCACUUACCCCACAAUUCCCCAGCCUACAUUGCAGGGUGUCCAGAAUGUAAGUCUGGAAUUUAAGAUAACUUCCCAUUUAAAGUAAAGUCAGAGGUUCCUGCUGAUGAUAAAACAGAUAGAUAUGGAGGUUGUUUAGGGUAGUUCUGUGAGGUGCCUCGGAUGCUUCUGCAUCACUGGCAAAUUAAAAAAUUUAAAAGGGUUAAAAGCAACGAAAGCUCAAAGCACUAGUGUCGCCAAAUGCAAUUAUAAACACAGGCAAAAAAUGCCAUUUCUGAAGCCGCAGUAAAAGAGACAAUAAUAAAUGUGCAAUGAAUUAUUCCAAAUGAUUUGUUUAAUUGAAAAAUGGAAGUCGUCAGACUAUAAACGUCAUUAGCUCGUGUGCAUUCUUCAUCACAGUCACGUUGACCGAAAGUGACUCUAAAUAAGAAUCUUCUGCAUCAUAGACUCAUUUCUUUGUAUUACAGUGGGGUGGCUGGAGCCUAAUGUGCACCCGCAGUAGAUUUCACCAGCCAGCACCACCUCAUCCAACAUCUCUUUUUGUAACAUCCACCGUUCUAUUUUCUAUUUCUUUUGUUUAGUUUUUUUUCAGCCUUAUGCAAAUGAUAUGCAAGAAAUCCUGAACCUUGGAUAAAACGGGUCACACUGAGGAAAAGUGGAAUGAAGAGAGUAGAGGACAGAAACAGGGAUUUUUUUUCUAGUCGGGCUGGACAAGUUUAAACUUAACCCUCUGCUCCCAUCACAGCAAAAAGUGCAACACAAAGCUAGGAAAGGAAGGAAUCAAGCACACCAGUGCUGUUUCUGCUAUUGAAAUGAUUAAAUGGCAAAGUCAUUGUUACAGCCACAUGUUCCAUUAACUACACAGGAAUUUGAGUUAAUGUAGGUUGCAGGCUCUGUUAGUGUAUCUGACAGGUUUAGAUAGUACUACAUUUUUUCACCCUUGUGUGUUUCACAGUACUGUAUGCAGAAAACAGAAAAAUCUUUUGGGAACAAAGUUCCAUCCCUCUCAGAAGGGUCAGCAAGAUAUUCACUUGAUUAACUGUGUGCCUGUAAAAGGGCCUUAGAUGCUAUAAUGGUUUAAAACUGUGUAAUCUAUAGACAUUUGAGCUGACAACCUAAUCUAAAUGUCAGUACAUUACAACACACUAUGUACUAUCAGUGAUGAGACUGAAGUCUAAACUUUUCAUUUUCUUAACACUGCUGAAGUUUCUCUACGUUGAUUGAUUAGUUUUAGUUACAGAUAAUUAGGAAUUAACGAUUUAAAUCUGAGGGAGUGUUAAUAAAAGUUUGGUUUUAACAUUUGUAUUUGAAACCAUUUAUUAAUUCAUUAAAAGUCAUUUAUUUUAUGCUAACCUUCACUGGGAUAUGGUUAAAAAAAGUUUAAUACAAUACAUACCUAGUUUGUGUAGUUUACAUUUUAGAACAAAAUUAACUUUGUAUGUAACUCUUACAAUGAUAGAUUCAUUGUUAACUAAUUAUGAUAUUGAGUUGUUGCUAUGGCAACAAAACUACAACAUGGCUACCUUUGUAUAAAUUAUUUGUGAAUUUUCACUUGUAAUUUUAAAAAAAAUGUACAUCGUCAUGGACUUUAAAAAAAGGUACAGUUAGACACACUCAGGCAAAGAGAAAUGAUAUCCUUUGACUAUUUUGAAUACCCAAAGUUCCACUCAAAACGUACUUGAGACCUGAAUCUGUGUCUGUACGUCCAUUUCUCAGUCAAAGAGGUUUACAACACAUGGAUUUAGAACCGAGUUUUAUACUGAGAUGAAAGCGUGGUACAGUGUUGUAAAAGAAAACAAAACUCUGAAAAAAUCUGAGAAUGCUGCAGUUUAACUGAUUUGACCUAGUAGUGUACGAUUGUGUGUGACACAUCUUUUUUUUUGCACUUAUGUACAUAGUUAAAAGAAAUAUUCAGAUCUUAUUUUGAAUAAAAAAACAGAACUGUGUUAAAUACAGAAAAGUUUGUUAAGGUAAAUAUGGUCGGCAUUGCUAAAGGCUUUGGAAAAAAUGAGGAAUGGUUUUGCUAUAAAACUUAUCUGGAAGCAUGAUGGCGCUUUGCUGUUGAGAAAAGCUUUGUAGUUUGCCAUAGCUUUACUGUACAAUGAUUGAGAACAACACACUCAGUUCUAGAGUUUAGAAUCAAGCCUUCAGCAGCCAGAUACAAUCCCACUGUUGAAAUGGUUUAAACAGUAAAAUGAAAACUCAAAUAAAUUAGCCAUCAACACACAAGAAAACUGGUGAAUUGCAAGAUAAAAAAACAAUCAUGUUACACUGAUCUCAAAGGUUCAAGUUCUAUAAUACUGUACACAGAUGCAAUCUGAUGGUGGAAGCCUACUGAUUUUGUUGCCAUGGCUGCUGUAUCAUAGCAACUGAGGGGAUGAGUAUCCUGGCUCAUGGGUUGCUGUGGAAACCUUUAAGCAGGACCCUGUUGCCUUUGUUCACAUAAUGUGCAUCUUGUCGCUUUUAAGGUUUGUCCCAUGCACACAGCAGAUUUCUGCAUCUUGAACUCAAGUGAUUUGAAAUCUCUGUCUGCAGAGAUUGGGGAAGCAGACCUGCUCAUGGCUGUUAAGAUGGUUAGAAGGUGAAUUCAACCUUGCACUUAAUCUCCUCCCUUCUACACACCUCAUAUUGGGCAAAAAAAAACAUUAAAAUUGAGCAAAUGGAGCAUUUCUCCUUUAAGUCAAGGUCCCAAAAUUGCACAAAAAUUAAAGGUGUUCAUUCCCUCAGCUGCUACAAGCAAAAUAGUAGCUUUAAAUUUAUUUUCUCUUUAGAUUUCUGCCAUAUUAGCUUGCUGUAGUGCUUGUAUGUGCUUUAGAUAAGAUGUGCUGUAUGCUACAUAUUUCAGUAUUUUACUUAUAUUGCCAUUGUUUAAUUUCUGACCUUUUAAAAAAAAAAUAAAGUGCUUAAAAUGGUUA
Messenger RNA from Hemiscyllium ocellatum (epaulette shark), 7302 nucleotides. Its product is annotated as muscleblind-like protein 3. The transcript has 11 exons. The coding region runs from base 1281 to 2447 and encodes 388 amino acids. Gene Ontology annotation, molecular function: metal ion binding. Lineage: Eukaryota; Metazoa; Chordata; Chondrichthyes; Orectolobiformes; Hemiscylliidae. The record is from RefSeq and is a predicted model, not a curated record.